Schizosaccharomyces octosporus yFS286 is the source of this 2043-nucleotide messenger RNA. Its product is annotated as acyl-coA-sterol acyltransferase. NCBI's taxonomy places the organism in Eukaryota, Fungi, Ascomycota, Schizosaccharomycetes, Schizosaccharomycetales, Schizosaccharomycetaceae. Gene Ontology annotation, cellular component: endoplasmic reticulum membrane. Gene Ontology annotation, molecular function: ergosterol O-acyltransferase activity. Gene Ontology annotation, biological process: ergosterol metabolic process. The coding region runs from base 145 to 1758 and encodes 537 amino acids. The transcript has 3 exons. The record is from RefSeq and is a predicted model, not a curated record.
UUACUUCUUUAGACUCAAAAAGAGAAUUAAGAUUGAUUUAUUCUCUAAGUAAGUAUUUUGAAUCAACGGUAUUUGUAAAUCAUUGAUAGUGUUUGUUGGAAAACCGACAAGAAAAGUACUAGAAAGGCUACUUAUUGAAAUAUCAUGGCGAAAUCAGGUUUCUCACCGUCCCCUUCACCGUUAAGUGAAGAUAGUUCUAUGAUUAAUGUCGAAAGUAUUCACCCCACAGUAAGUCUGUUAAAGGCAUUGCCAGAAUGCAAUUUGGUAAUGAAAAAGAAAGGGAAAGGAGAAACCAAAAAUGAACCUGUCAAUUGCAGCUUCUCUUUGAAAAGCCACAAAGAAUUGCUCCUCUCUGGAAGAGUAUACCAUGAUUAUGAAUUUAAACCUCGUAAAUCAAUUUUCGACCGCGUCACAACUCCACAAACAUUCUUAAAAAAUGAAUUUCGUGGAUUUUAUGUUCUCUUUUGGCUUUCUCUGUUUGUUUGGAUUGUCCAGUUAUACGGCAAAAGCUACUGGUUGCGAAACAGCAUUCUCGGGUUACCGCUUGCCAGAAUUGUGUUUCGUCAGUUCUUCGUUUUAUUUGGCUCUGAUUUUGUUAUGGUUCUCUUUACCUUGUUUUCUUUUGCCCUGCAAUGGUGUAUAGUAAAGCGAUACAUUGCGUGGUCCAACACUGGCUAUAUCAUUCAACUCACCUGGCAAGCAUGUUUUACACUGCUAGCUGUUUGUUGGGUCAUUCAUCGAAAGUUUCCGGUCAUACAGUGCCUCUUUUUCACUUUGCAUUGUGCCGUUCUCGUUAUGAAGCAACAUUCGUACGCCCACCAUCUUGGCUAUAUGAGCACAGUUCGUACAUUACAUGAAACUUAUGUUGAUCUUUCGAAGAAAAUUCGAAGCAGUCUUAAAGACGAAUCAAACGAAGCAGAAUCAGUGUCUUAUGAAUUGGAAUAUCUGGAUCAUACAGAGAAGAUUAAUGCUAUCAAAGCUGAUGAAGUUGUUGCAUUAACUAUGAAAUAUCUCGAUCAUUCAUUACGAAGUGAAAUUGGAAAUGUCAUUUAUCCAAAUAACGUGACUCUUUUAAACUACAUUGAUUACUUACUUAUACCUUCCCUUGUCUACAGUCUUGAAUUUCCCCGUGUUUCCAAAAUUAAUUUAAAAUACCUGUCUGUGAAACUUAUUACUAUGUUUAGCGUCUUAUUUACUUGCCUGGCCCUCGUCGACUGGUACUUUUUACCUGCUGCUGAAAGUAUGCAAGGUUUAGAUUUUGUUACUAAGCUUAGUCAUGCUCCAUUUUUAAUGAGCAGAAUUUUAUUCCCUGCUGUUAUACUUUACAUGCUCUUGUUCUACCUUACAUUCGAUGUCAUUUUGAACGCCUUUGCUGAAAUCACGAAAUUCGCAGACAGAGACUUCUAUGGACCCUGGUGGAAUACUGUUACGUGGGAUGAAUUCGCUCGACUAUGGAACAAACCUGUCCACGUUUUCUUGAUGCGACAUGUAUACCAUUCUUCUAGGCAGGUGUUAAACAAGUCAACCGCUAUUUUCUUCACCUUUUUAUUGUCUGCUUUGGUACAUGAAUUCGUGAUGUUCUUAGUCACUGGUAAACUUCGUUGUUAUAUACUGUUUUUCCAACUCUUGCAAUUGCCCUUAUAUAAGUUAUCUAAAAUGUUCGCCUUUGAACAAAGGGAAUUACUUGGGAAUUUAUUCUUUUGGGUUGGAAUUUUUACUGGCCCUUCGUUCAUUUGUAUUCUUUACAUAGUAUUUUAAAGGGCAGAAACAUUCAGUUCUACUUUAGAGGAGGCAAAUUUUCUGUAACAUAUUUUGUAUACGCCUCUGUAUCUUGUAUCUUAUGUUUUAUGAUAUCUAUGCACUGCAAGCUUUGAUUUUUACGUUUUUUUAUUGAGAACAAUUACUCAAUUAUACAGAUCCCUUUUUUUUUGUUUCUUGUUUCACUUCAACAUGGUUUUCAGUUAGUAUUAUUUAUCUCAAUAAUGGAGUAUGGGAAAUAUUUUGGAAUUUCUUUUCUAUUCACAACUUCUGCUUGAGCUUAGA